AUGACAUACCUGGAAUUGCGAGGCUUCAGAACAGAUCUUGGGUGUAUACUGUUGACAUUAACGCACGCAGCCCCAAGCGGAAACAAUUAUGACGUGAUCUCUGCACCUACUACAUCGCCUCGAGUACUAGAGCGUGAUCUGGCGGACUUUCAAAGUUGGGACCGCCAACUGCAUUCUAACAUUAUUGGUCAUUGCAGGCUUCCAACCAAACGCCUGCGCAAGCUGAUGACGUGCGACUGGAUGCGUGGCGAGUGCGCGGCUGGCUGGCGUGUGGAGUUGCUAAAGAGCGUUCAGAUUUGUGAAGACUGGCUGAACAUCGCGUUUGCCCAAUUGCCGAUUCCACAGCAGCAGGAGUUUCUUAAUGACGGCUUAUACUUCAUGGCCAAAUCCAAGCGCAUGACCGUACGCGAAGAACAGAAAAAUGCUCGAGACCUGCAGCAGUACUUUAGCAGUAAAGAACUUGUAGAUCAGGUGUUAAAGUUGGUGAUGGAGCAAUUGCUGGUCGAGCAGUAUCAAGACGUCGUGUGGCUCGAGCCAUCCUGUGGUGACGGCAGGUUCUUGACGGCACUGCUGCGAAAAGGAGCGCAGCAUGUUGUCGGCUAUGAAAUCGACGAACGGUUGCAACGCAUAGCUGAGAAUAAUGUUAAGCAAACUGCAAGAAAUGUUGCGUGGCCGGAAAAAAGAAAACUGCAAGCGCAGGUCAAUGUAGGCGAUUUUCUGGCGUCCAAUAGCUCGAUAUCUGUGGAAAAGUCUGUAGUAGUGGUUGGCAACCCGCCCUUUGGUGCAAGAGGUGAUGACAAGAGGGACCUUGUGCAUUGUUUCUUUCAACACGCCGCAUUAGUUUGGCGUGCUCGCAUCAUCGCGUUUGUCGUGCCAAAAAGAUGCUCUCGACCAGAAUUUGUCAAGACCACGUUGCAGCUGCUCCGGGGUGACGACAAUGCUGGAACGAUUUGGAAGCUUUUGAAGGAAAUGCCAUUGCCCGAUUAUCGCUUCGAAUUUAACACAAGCGAUCAAAUCAAACGUGUACGUCAACCCAGCGUAUUGCAGCUCUUUGUCUGCAGGACUCAAUAG
This is a messenger RNA of Plasmopara halstedii, 1071 nucleotides long. Its product is annotated as N6 adenine-specific DNA methyltransferase, N12 class. Gene Ontology annotation, biological process: methylation. Bases 1 to 1071 code for a protein of 356 amino acids. The record is from RefSeq and is a predicted model, not a curated record. Gene Ontology annotation, molecular function: nucleic acid binding; methyltransferase activity. Lineage: Eukaryota; Oomycota; Peronosporomycetes; Peronosporales; Peronosporaceae. The transcript has 2 exons.